GUAUAAUCGUCCAUGGCGAGUCUGUCGAGUUUAGUCCACGAACUUCGAGAACGCAUAGCAGCUUCAUCAUCUACACCUCCUAAUAUCCGAAACGACGAUGCAUUGGAGGUCCGAUUUCGUGCCGUACUUCCCAAUCUUCUCAAUGCCUAUGUCGUUCCGUCUGCCUCAGCGAACGAGAGAGAGGUUUUUGCAGUGCUAAAGCUCAUAGCACACACCGCUAAGAACUUUCCUGGAGUAUUUUAUCAUGGCAAAGCUGGUGCUGUUCUUCCUGUGAUAGGACGUAUAUUGCCAUUUUUGGCUGAACCUGCUUUCCGUUCCAGACAUGCAGUGAUUAUUGAAACAAUUGGAGCCCUAUUAUCUACUCUUCGUACAGGAGAUCGAGAUGCUUAUCGGCAAUUCUUUAUGGACACGUUAUUGGUGGUUGAAGAUCUUCUUCAUGUUGCUUCACUAUGUGAUAAACGAAGCUCUACAGAACCACAAGAAGUAUUUUUGAGGUGUUUCAGUGUAUCAUGUGGCGGAGAUUGGAGCAACCACGAAACAACGAUAUUAAAUGAUCUCCCCUUGUGUUGUAAACCUCCUGAUGGCCAUGGCAUUCUGAUUAAUGUCAAAGGCAAAGAAAGGUGGCAGCCUUUUGCUUCUGCUUCCAUCAAGAUUCUCUGUAGAUGUUUAACCGAAGGAACUCUAUAUGUUGAAGGACUCCUUAAGAUCUCAUCUGUUUUGUCUGCAUGUACACUUCUGUGUUACGGAGAUGUUGAUGUGCAGAUGGCAUGUUUUGACUUUCUACGAAUCACUGGAGCAGCUAUGAAUCGUGAAAUGAUUCCUGCUGAGAGAUUGAUUCAAUUGAUUACGGCCAUAUUAUGCGGAGAUGAGGAUGGGCUUCCAGUCUUCAGCAAUACAGCUUAUGAUUCGUCCAUUGGCGGAUGCCUUCAUGUAUUAUACACCAAUUGUCCUGAUGACAUUGUUAGAUCGACAUCUGCCGAAUUAGUUAGUAUCUUUCCCCAUUCGUUGCUUAAAACAAGAAGUCUUGACCUGAAGGAUGCUUUAUGUCUUGCCUAUACUCGUAUUGCAAAGAGUUGCCCUCCUCAUAUCUGGAGACCUGAAUCUCUCAUACAUUUGCUUUACUCACCCACACCUAUCAUGCCUUUAAUCGAGUGCUUUCAAGUGGCUUUAUCUAGGCUUUUUCCUGAUCUUACUAGAGGUGAAAGUGUUAAUAAUGGUGUAAAAGGUUUAUCUGAUGUGCAUGAAAGUCCAAGGGCUGCAGAGAAAAGACCAGGUGAAGAUUUGGAGAUUUCAAAUGCCAAACAUCAGAAAAUUGAUGGUGAAAAUCGAUAUUCUAGUAUGAAAUAUGAAGAUGUGAUCCAGCUUAGCUAUGGAUUUGGCUCUUUGGGGGAGAAACAAUAUGCUGAUCAUAUGCACAACUCAUUGACUCUUUUUAUUAAACUUCUAAAGCCUCCUAGUCAGGAAUCCAGUUCUUUGGGCCCAGAAGUUGCAUUGACAGCUCUUAGUACACUCUGUAUUGUUUUCUGUAGAUAUCCUCAAGCGGAACUUUCAAUUCAAAUAUUCCAUCAGAUGAAUGAAUGGGUCCCUUGGGUGUGUGAAGAGGCAAAUCAGAAAUUUCCAAACCCUAUUGAUUUGCAUUUCUUUUUAGAAGCAAUUCACAACCUAUUGAUCAUAGCAGGCUCCCUUCCCAGUGAGAGUGAAUAUUUCAAGACCAAGGGCGGCAACUUAGCACUUAUGCAGUCAUUGCUAAGGCUACCAUGGACCAGAUCUCAAUCUACUGAUACCUACUCAUCAUCGAAGGCAAAGAUCCUUUCUCUGUGUGUGCUGUCUAAAAUUGGGCCUAUACUGCAAGGUGGAAAUGAUCUUGAUAUAUUGGACUUGGGACUCCAUGAUACCGCCGAGGAUGUUAGGAUUGAAGCUGUCAUUUCCAUGCCAGUGAUAUUAAUGUGGUCUGGUUGUGGUUUACUGAAUCAUAUUUUCAAGAGGCUGGAGAUCCUGGAAAAAGAGGCACAUGGUCAAAUUAACAAAGUAAUCCCGGGGUGUCUUGGUUAUUUGGCAUGCCUUUAUGGAUCCUGUACAACUGGUGUAUUAAGGAAAUGCCAAUGCAAAUUUUACUUGCCAAAGGGUAAUGUAAGACUAAAUAUGACAUUGGAUGACCUUGAGGGAGGAUUUUGGUGUUCAAAGUGUGACAUAAAUGCUGGACUUGUGAACCAAUCAAAUUCAACUGUUUUGAGUCUUCCUGACAUACACAAGAAAGAGCCUACUGCAGAUCAUGAGUAUGUUCAUUUACAAUCCAUCUUCUUCCGGCUUCUUUUUGAUGAAUCAUCAGAAGAUGUUCAAUUAGCUUGUGUAGAUGUGCUUCAGAGAAUACUCCUCCAUGGAACUGAAAGUAUUCUGCUUAAAACAAGAUCUGAAUGGUUAAAAUGUGUUGAUUUCCUACUCAUGCACGAGAAAAAGGCCAUUCGAGAAUCCUUUUCUAAACAGAUUAGUUUCUUCAUUGAGGAACCUAUUCUGAAUUGUUUGUUCUUGUAUGAGGAGGGCCACGAGGCUGCUAACAGAUCCAAAGAACAAAAGUUCAUGGACAAAAUAAAAUACGCUGUGGAAAAAGCGGAUGAUCCUCUGGUUUUCGCAACUCUUCUAGAAGCUACAGCUGAGAUUAUGAAGGUGAUUGAUGUGCAGAGCCAGUCUUUUAUGUUCUCCCUUAUUUUAUUGAUUGAACAGCUUGAUAGUCCCCAUGUGACAGUUAGAAUAAUUGCAUCAAGGUUGAUAAUAAAGUCUUGCUACUUUCAUCUUAGAGGAGGAUUUGAAUUAAUCCUGUCUCGAUUUCUUCAUAUUCGAAAUGAUUUAUUUGAUUACCUGUCUAUAAGGCUUGCAAGCCGACCCAAAAUGGUUGAAGAGUUUGCAGCAGCUAUUCUUGGCACUGAUACUGAAGAACUUGUCAAGAGAAUGGUUCCUGUUGUCCUCCCAAAGUUGGUUGUUACUCAGCAGGAUAAUCAACAAGCAAUUUUCACUUUAUAUGAGCUCGCCAAGCGCUUAAAUACAGAUAUGGUGCAACUAAUUGUUAAUUGGCUACCUAAAGUACUUGCAUAUGCUCUUCAUCGAGCCGAUGGCCAAGAAUUGCUAUCUGUUCUGCAGUUCUACCAUGAGCAGACUGGUUCUGACAAACAGGAAAUUUUUGCUGCUGCACUCCCUGCCCUUUUGGAUGAACUUGUAUGCUUCACAGACGAAGAUGAGUCAAAUGAGAUAAGUAAAAGGUUAAUGAAGGUGCCUCAGGUGAUAAAAGAAGUUUCUGGGAUUCUAACUGGUGAAGAAGAUAUUCCUGCGUUUUUAAGGAAUCAUUUUGUUGGUCUCCUAAACAGCAUUGAUAGGAAAAUGCUGCAUGCUGAGGAUAUAUCACUGCAAAGACAAGCUAUCAAGCGAAUUGAGAUGCUGAUAAGUAUGAUGGGUUCCCAUCUUAGCACUUAUGUACCAAAACUUAUGGUUCUUCUCAUGCAGGCUAUUAAUAAGGAAUCACUUCAGGGGGAUGGUCUUUCUGUUUUACAUUUUUUCAUCAAGAAGAUAGCGCAGAUAUCACCAUCUAGCACGAAGCACGUGAUUUCUCAAGUUUUUGCAGCUCUGGUUCCCUUCCUGGAGAGAGAAAGUGAAAGUUCCUCUUCUCAUUUGAAUAAAAUUGUGGAGAUCUUGGAAGAACUCGUACUUCAGAACAGAUCAAUUCUGAAGGAACACAUUGGAGAGUUUCCUCCUUUGCCUACUAUUCCUGCUUUAGAUAGGGUGAACAGAAUGAUAAGUGCGGGCCGUGGAAUGAUGACCUUGAAUGAUCAGUUGCGGGAUAUUAUUGAUGGUUUGGAUCAUGAAAAUUUGAAUGUCAGGUAUAUGGUUGCAUCUGAGUUGAGUAAAUUACUCAACCUUAGGAGGGAGGAUAUCAUGGCUUUAAUUACUAAAGUAGGAGAUGCAAACAGGGAUGUAAUGAGUGCUUUGAUCACAUCUCUGCUUAGAGGAUGUGCAGAACAAUCAAGAACAAUGGUUGGUCAGCGUCUGAAGUUGAUAUGUGCAGAUUGUCUUGGAGCACUUGGUGCAAUAGAUCCUUCAAAAGUCAAGGGAUUUUCUAGCAUGCGAUUCCAAAUUGCUUGUUCAGAUGAUGAUUUAAUUUUUGAGUUGAUUCAUAAGCAUCUGGCCCGGUCCUUCAGGGCUGCUCCUGACACCAUUAUUCAAGAUUCUGCAGCCUUGGCAAUUCAGGAACUACUAAAGAUUGCAGGCUGUGAGGCAUCUCUUGAUGACAAUGUUGUAGCUUCUACUUCACAGACAAGAGGAAAACGACUGGUGAAGUUGCCUGUAUCCAUGGUGGAUGGUAAGUUGACUGAAGUGCAGGGAAGGGGUCAGAGAUUGUGGAAUCGUUUCUCUAGUUACGUGAAGGAGAUAAUAGCCCCUUGCUUAACCUCCAGAUUUCAGCUGCCAAGUAUGUCGGAUUCCACAUCUUCUGGUCCAAUCUAUCGCCCUUCAAUGUCAUUUAGAAGAUGGAUAUUUUUCUGGAUUAGGAAACUGACUGCACAUGCAACAGGUUCUCGAGCAAGUAUUUUCUAUGCCUGUCGUGGUAUAGUCCGUCAUGAUAUGCAAAUAGCAAUGUAUCUUCUUCCAUAUUUGGUCCUCAAUGCAGUAUGUGAUGGUACUGAAGAGGCACGCUGUGGCAUAACAGAGGAGAUUUUAUCUGUUCUGAAUGCUGCUGCAUCAGAGUAUAGCACUGAUGUUGUUAACGGUAUAAGUUCAGGGCACAAUGAAGUUUGCAUUCAAGCUGUAUUUACUCUUCUUGAUAAUCUUGGUCAAUGGGUGGAUGACGUACAACAGGAACUUUCACUUUCCCAGUCUAUUCAAACUUCCAGUUCGAAGCAACAAGCUCUCAAGUCAAAGGAGAAGGCCAUCAAUCUGUCAGGUGAUUCUGACCAGGUGCUUAUUCAAUGUAAACAUGUCUCUGAACUCUUGGCUGCAAUUCAUAAAAUGACUCUUGCAAGGGCAUCUUUCAGAUGCCAAGCUUAUGCAAGGUCCCUUUUGUACUUUGAAUCUCAUGUGCGGGAGAAGUCAGGAUCAUUUAAUCCUGCCUCUGAGAAGAGUGGCCUCUUUGAGGAUGAAGACAUCUCAUUUCUGAUGGAAAUAUAUAGUGGGUUGGAUGAACCAGAUGGCUUGUGUGGAUUUGCUUCCUUACGCAAGUCGAAGAGCUUGCAAGAUCAUCUAUUGAUAAAUAAGAAGGCAGGAAACUGGGCAGAAGUAUUGACUUCUUGUGAGCAGGCUUUGCAGAUGGAACCAACUUCUGUCCAGAGGCAUUCAGAUGUUGUCAACUGCUUGCUAAACAUGUGUCAUUUGCAGGCCACAGUCACCCAUGUAGAUGGAUUAUUAUCUAGAAUACCUAAAUACAAGAAAACUUGGUGUAUGCAAGGUGUCCAGGCUGCAUGGAGGCUUGGAAGGUGGGACUUGAUGGAUGAAUACCUUAAUGGGGCUGAUGAAGAAGGUUUAGUAUGUAGCAGUUCUGAGAGUAAUGCUUUAUUUGACAUGGAUGUCGCUAAGAUUCUUCAAGCAAUAAUGAAGAGAGAUCAGUUCUCCGUUGCUAAGAAAAUUACUUUGUCGAAACAAGCUCUGAUUGCUCCUUUGGCUGCUGCGGGCAUGGAUUCUUAUGCUAGAGCUUACCCCUUUGUCGUCAAGCUUCACAUGCUGCGGGAGUUAGAGGAUUAUAGCAGUCUCCUUGGUGGUGAGUCUUUCUUAGAAAAAUCAUUCAUACUAUGUGAUUCAGAUUUCUCAAAACUAAUGGAAAGCUGGGAAAAUCGGCUCAAACUCACUCAACCAUCUCUCUGGGCUAGGGAACCACUCUUGGCUUUUCGGAGAUUAGUUUUUGGUGCAAGUGGUCUUAAUGCUCAAGUUGGGGAGUGCUGGAUUCAAUAUGCAAAGCUCUGUCGUUCUGCUGGUCAUUACGAGACAGCAAGUCGAGCAAUUCUAGAAGCCAAGGCCUCAGGUGCACCUAAUGUUCACAUGGAAAAGGCUAAGCUUCUGUGGAGCACCAGACGAGCUGAUGGUGCCAUUGCUGAGCUGCAGCAGACCCUUCUGAAUAUGCCUGUUGAGGUUGUAGGCUCUGCAGCAAUAUCAUCAAUCACUAGCCUCUCAUUGGUUCCAUUGAACCCACAGCCUCUACUUUGUGGCACUCAGUCUUCCAAUGAGAAUAGUGGCGUUGCCAAAACUCUCCUACUCUAUUCAAGGUGGAUACAUUACACUGGUCAAAAGCAGAAGGAAGAUGUGAUUAGUCUGUACUCUAGGGUGAAGGAAUUACAGCCCAAGUGGGAAAAGGGAUACUUUUACUUGGCAAAAUACUGUGAUGAACUACUUGUUGAUGCCCGAAAAAGGCAGGAUGAUAAGGAGCAGUGUUCAAAAGCAGUCCCAGUGAAUUCGACCCUUGUUGCUGCCAUCAGUAUGAACACUGAGAGAAGUUGGUGGUCAUAUCUUCCUGAUGUGCUCUUAUUUUAUGCAAAGGGCCUUCACAGGGGCCAUAGGAAUCUAUUCCAAGCCCUUCCUAGAUUGUUGACACUGUGGUUUGAUUUUGGUAGCGUUUAUCAUAUAAGCAGCUCUCGAGCCAAUAAAGAAUUGAAAACAAUCCAUGGGAAGGUUCUGAGCAUCAUGCGAGGUUGUUUAAAUGAUUUUCCAACAUAUCAGUGGCUAACUGUUCUCCCUCAACUGGUUUCCAGAAUUUGCCAUCAGAAUGAAGAAAUUGUUCGGUUGGUGAAAUACAUAAUAACAAGUGUUCUCCGGAAAUACCCUCAACAAGCCCUUUGGACAAUGGCAGCUGUUACAAAAUCUACGGUUCCUUCAAGAAGGGAGGCUGCUGCUGAGAUUAUAAAUGCUGCAAGAAGAAAGUCCAAUGAAGCAAGUGUUAGUUCUUUGUUUGCGCAGUUUGCUAUGCUCAUUGAUCACCUAAUCAAGCUAUGUUUCCAUCCUGGUCAAACAAAGGCAAGAACAAUUAAUAUUUCAACUGAAUUUAGUGCUUUGAAGCGGAUGAUGCCAGUGGAAAUCAUAAUGCCAACCCAACAGUCCCUUACUGUCAAUCUACCUACAUAUGAUGUCAAUACACCUGAGUCCAUUACAUCUGAAAUCUUCUAUUCAGAAGACCUUCCUAUGAUUUCAGGAAUUGCAGAUGAGGCUGAUAUUCUUUCCUCGCUUCAGAGACCAAAGAAAAUUAUUCUUUUGGGAAGUGAUGGAAUUGAGCGUCCAUUCCUUUGCAAACCCAAGGAUGAUCUCAGGAAAGAUGCACGUAUGAUGGAAUUCAAUGCUAUGGUUAAUCGUCUACUAUCUAAGUGCUCUGAAAGUCGUAGGAGGAAGCUUUAUAUUCGCACAUUUGCAGUAAUACCACUGACAGAAGAUUGUGGUAUGGUUGAGUGGGUUCCUCAUACCCGUGGGCUUCGACAAAUACUCCAAGACAUUUACAUAAGCUGUGGAAAAUUUGAUAGACAGAAAACAAAUCCUCAAGUUAAGCGUAUUUACGAUCAGUGCCUGGGUAAAAUGCCAGAAGAUGAAAUGCUGAAGAACAAAAUCCUUCCAAUGUUCCCUCCAGCUUUCCAUAAAUGGUUCUUGAACAUGUUUUCAGAACCAGCUGCUUGGUUCAGGGCUCGGGUUGCAUAUGCUCAUACUACGGCUGUUUGGUCAAUGGUUGGCCAUAUAGUGGGCCUUGGAGAUAGGCAUGGCGAAAACAUCCUCUUUGAUUCAACCACUGGUGACUGUGUUCAUGUUGAUUUCAGCUGCUUAUUUGACAAAGGUUUGCAGUUAGAGAAACCUGAACUGGUGCCUUUCAGACUAACACAGAACAUGAUUGAUGGCUUGGGCAUUACUGGUUAUGAAGGAAUCUUCCUAAAGGUUUGCGAGAUCACACUUUCUGUAUUACGGGCACAUAGAGAGACACUAAUGAGUGUCCUUGAAACUUUCAUCCAUGAUCCUCUGGUGGAAUGGACUAAAUCUCAUAAAUCUAGUGGGGUGGAGGUCCAAAAUCCUCAUGCACAGCGAGCAAUCAGUAACAUAGAAGCACGGUUGCAAGGAAUUGUUGUUGGUGUCGGAGCUGCACCAUCGUUGCCUCUUGCUGUGGAAGGGCAAGCUCGUCGUCUGAUUGCUGAAGCUGUUUCACAUAAAAAUCUUGGCAAAAUGUAUAUAUGGUGGAUGCCGUGGUUUUAAACCUCUGUGAUGCCAAUCAUUCACAAUAGAUAUAUCUAUGUUCAAAUUGAAUUCUGCAAAAUUAGUUAAAACCGUCAGCAUCGAAUUCUGCAAAAUUGGUUGUGACCUUGUCAGGCAUCUCUGGGAAGAUACAGUCUGUAAGUAAACCAUUUACUUUUUUGAAAAUAAAAGAAAGUACAUGCUCUGCCCUUCCAAAUGUUCUUAUAGUGCUCUUCAUGUCCAUGUGGAUCAUUCGAUGAGCAUGUGUGCAUGAAAUGAUACAUUUUGGAGGCACCUCAAGGAGGAUGUGGUUGAAUAGUGACUGGCAGGCUGUAAUACACUUUCAGUAGACAGUACGACUUCUUGUAAGAAGAUCCUCCAGUCUUCCUUGGAAUAUGUUCGUGUGCACUGAAUAUAUUUUCUAGCACCUGUAGAAAUCUUGGUUGAUUGGUUGGUUUGAUUUGCUCAGCAGGACUUCCAAUUGCUGAAGUUGAUGUCCACUUGGAACCCCAACAUUCAUAUGAUAACCAAGUAUUAGGUGCUCGAGUAGCUCUUGAAGAGUGAUUUUUCAGCAAACAUGCUGAUGGUUCAAUGGCUGAGGAUGAUUAUUCCCACAAGUCACAUACUUCUAAGUUGUCGAAUUGAUUAUGAAGAUAAAAAGCAGUUGAGGGGUAUAAGGGAACUGGCUAGGAUUAACAAAAUGGAUUUGAAGCCACCCUGUUUUCCAAUUAUGCGUGCAUGUAACACCUCAGGUGAUGGAUCAGCCAUUUGUGCAAGUCAAAUUUUAGCCCCCACCUUAACAGAGAAAAGUCCUCAAACAGGUGAUGCUGGAACAGAACUGGCCAUAAUAUUGAGGUGAUGUAUUCCGCUGUGGCUUGAAUUAUGCGUUGAAAUGAAGGUGAUGACUGAUGAUAUUGGUCUUGCAAAGUCUCUUUUUCUUAAUCCCAGUGCCCUUGAGUCCCCAUACAUAUGUAUUUAUUUCUUUUCCUUGAGGGUGAAUUCAGGUUCUUUUGACCCCUGUGACCAAUAAACAUAUAUGACUUUAUUUCUCUUUACGUAAACUAUACACCUUGAAUUUUCCAUUUGUAAGAAUGUAUGUAUACUGAAACGCAAAAAUCCAUUUGAAGGGAAUCAAUCCACGUUGAUUGUUAA
Molecule: messenger RNA, 9327 nt
Organism: Solanum dulcamara
Lineage: Eukaryota; Viridiplantae; Streptophyta; Magnoliopsida; Solanales; Solanaceae
Product: serine/threonine-protein kinase ATR
Exons: 17
Coding region: 13-8196 (2727 amino acids)
Biological process (GO): protein phosphorylation; DNA damage checkpoint signaling; telomere maintenance
Cellular component (GO): nucleus
Molecular function (GO): protein serine/threonine kinase activity; protein binding
Source: RefSeq, a predicted model, not a curated record